CCGAUAUCGCCAUACUCAAACGAAAAUCCGACCAGCUGUUAUCGCUGUCCCAUCCCAUCCCUUUCUUUGGAGAUUCUCGCCGACACAAUCGUGCGAUGUACGUCAGAUGGCAUUACAUGCGCACUGGCCUGGACUAUCUUGGUGGCGGCGCAAUAUUUUGGGAACCCCGCGGCUCUGGAACAAGAUCGAAGUCCACUUAUUGCACGGGACCCCAUCGCACGCUGCCCGGCUGCUGUAGAUGACUAGGCUGAGCCUCGAGCGCAGCUUACCUGCGCCGCCGACCACCCCAAUUACAGCAGAGCUCGACAUCUGACUCCCACCGCUACCUCUCACCUUUAUUGCACGCAUUGCGAAGUUUGCAGAGUGUAGACCCGAUGGUAGCAGAGAAGAGCUUGUAGAAGGCGCUGGCAGUAGUGAAAGAAGCCUGCUCAUACACCGCCCCUGGAGGUUAUUGCGCAGCCUCUCGCCAUGACCGGAGGGGGCGCCCAUCGACAUAUCAUGCAGCUUCGUAGAUAGUACUUAUUUCCUACUGCUCUUGGCCCAGUACACAGCUUUGCCCUCUCUGGUUCUUUCAC
Molecule: messenger RNA, 575 nt
Organism: Mycena citricolor
Lineage: Eukaryota; Fungi; Basidiomycota; Agaricomycetes; Agaricales; Mycenaceae
Source: the annotation of a GenBank genome assembly